This is a messenger RNA of Pleurotus ostreatus (oyster mushroom), 2760 nucleotides long. RefSeq lists its product as uncharacterized. Bases 1 to 2760 code for a protein of 919 amino acids. The record is from RefSeq and is a predicted model, not a curated record. Gene Ontology annotation, biological process: ergosteryl 3-beta-D-glucoside catabolic process; carbohydrate metabolic process. Gene Ontology annotation, molecular function: steryl-beta-glucosidase activity. Lineage: Eukaryota; Fungi; Basidiomycota; Agaricomycetes; Agaricales; Pleurotaceae. The transcript is spliced from 3 exons.
AUGCCCAGAAUCCCGAACAUUUCGCCAGCGACGGGCGAACCCAUAACUUCGAAUUCCUACAUUCACACCACCGCAUGCAACUUCGUCGACAAUCAUGGUAGAACCCUCCUGCUGCGAGGGGUAAACCUAUCUGGUGCUUCCAAGGCCCCAGUCGGAAUGCCGUCCUACGUUUUGGAUGAUUUCUGGGAGUCGGGGGAGCGGGGAGACACCAGUUUCAUCGGCAGGCCCUUGAACAUAGAUGAUGGAUCCGCAGACGUUCAUCUGGCACGAUUGCGCGGUUGGGGCUUUAACUUGCUGCGUUUCCCUGUAACAUGGGAGGCCUUAGAGCAUGCUGGUCCUGGGGAGCACGACCACGAAUUCAUGGACUAUGUCGUGCGCGUAAUACGCAAAUGUAAAGACUACGGCUUCAAAGUGUACAUGGACCCUCACCAAGACACUUGGUCGCGGUACUCAGGUGGUUCGGGUGCACCUUUCUGGACACUCGCCGCGUGCGGGUUGGAUCCACGCAACUUCACCGCGACACAAGCUGCCGUCAUUCACUCCGAAUACCCCCUUGCUCAUGUUGCCGAUCCUGCAUCACUACCUGCCAUGAUAUGGUCAACGAACUACGGCCGCCUCGCUUCGCAGACCCUCUUCACCCUCUUCUUUGCUGGCCGCGACUUUGCCCCACGGUGUAUCAUCGACGGCAAGAACAUCCAAGACUAUCUGCAGGAGCACUAUAUCGAAUCCUUCGGUCGACUAGCGGAUUGUCUGAAGGAUGCUGGCGGAUUGCUGGAUGAGUGUGUGAUCGGGUGGGACAGCCUGAACGAACCAUUCGAAGGCCUGUGCGGAUGGCAAGACCUUAACGUUAACCCAGUCAAGCAAGGCUCUACGCUUAAGAAGGGUACAUACCCUACGCCUGCUCAGUCUAUGCGAUUAGGCAUGGGCCAAGAGCAAACGGUGGAGAACUGGACGUUCGGCGUUUUCGGGCCACAACGAAAUGGUACCGUGACCGUUGAUCCUAAAGGUCUAAAGAUUUGGGCGUCUCCGGAGACUGAGGUCGACGGUGUACAUCCGCGUUGGGGUUGGAGGCGAGAUCUCAGGUGGAGGCUUGGCACCUGUGUAUGGGCUCUUCACGGCGUAUGGGAUGUCGAGACUGGUUUCAUCAUGCGCCCAGAGUAUUUCAGAUAUAUCCCUGAUGCAGAACCUGGCGCAGAGGCAGAAUUUAUCGACGAUUACUGGAAGCCUCAUUGGAAAGCUUACACCGAACGCAUACGGAAAGCCCACCCCGAGUCUAUAAUGUUUGUUCAACCUCCGGUCUUCGCUCCACCGCCAAUAAUCGACGAAUCUGAACUUCAGGGGCGCUGCUGCCUUUCCACCCACUACUACGACGGACUGACGCUGAUCACCCGACAUUGGAACUGGUUUAAUGCGGACGCACUGGGUGUGUUACGAGGGAAGUACUCUUCCCCAUUGCAAGCCGUUAAGAUGGGCGAACGGAGUAUACGGAAGUCGCUUCAGGAACAGCUAGGCGUGCUCAAGUCCGAUGCGCUUGUGCUCAGCAAUGGUGUGCCGAAGUACCCCACGGUUAUAGGUGAAAUCGGAAUACCGUACGACAUGGACGACAAACGUUCGUAUGGAUGGACGGACGGGGGGAAAUAUGCGGGCGACUACAGUCGUCAAGAACGAGCGCUGGAUGCCAGUAUGAAUGCUUGCGAUGGGGUGAACGCCCUGAAUUAUACGAUAUGGACAUAUUGCCCGGACGGGACCCACGAUUGGGGGGACGGCUGGAAUAUGGAGGAUUUGAGUUUGUGGUGCCCGGAGGAUAUGCUGGUUCACCAAGACGAAGGGAACCAACAGCAGGAAGGAUCGAUGUUUGAGAUGUCGGAUAGCUCUCAGGCUAAAUUGUUGGCGGGAAAGAAUGCGGGAAGUCCGACGCAAGUCAGGAAAACUACGACUGCGGCAAGUUCAUCUCUAUCACUUGACACUCUUGGUCAAGUCCCUUCGGCUCUCCCGAUCGACGCUCAGGAAUCGAUGAGCAUUCACAAGCUAAGGGAGCGAACACCACGAGAACUCGCUGGGUGGAAUGAAAACCCUUACGACUUCUUGACCGACGGCGCCAGGGCAGUGCGUUCCUUCGCUCGACCGUGGCCCACAAAAGUCGUAGGCAUCCCUACGGACAUCCAAUUCAACAUUGCCAAAGCCGACUUCAGAAUGACACUACGUGUCGGCGCGGAGGACCGGGUUAGGGUUGGGCCGAACAAUGACGAAGGGGAUGAAGAAUUAGGAACGGAGAUAUAUAUCCCACUGGUGCACUAUGCUAGCGAGCAUGUGCUGAAAGGGAGCGUUACUGCGCCUCUGUCGAGGGGUGGUAAAGAUUCCGAUUUAGAAUCGAUCGUCUCUGAAAGUGGUUUAAGCACCCAGCUCAGCCACUCUACUUCGCCCACGGCGACGGUGAAGGACGUUCCUACCAGUGAUAUUGGGAGCAGUUCGAGUACCAUCAGUCCCUUGCACGAACCUCGAGAAAUGCUCCUCCUGCAAUCGGACAACCUCAUCGACGUAGAAGUCAAGGUCAGCAGCGGAAGGUUUGUCAUCCAUGGUCAGACCUUGACAUGGUGGUAUGAUGUCCCCGGAGUAGGAGAGAGUGAGAGGCAAGAGUGGAUCGAAGUGAAACGGCAUGGUGGUGUCCUCAAGUCGAGCGAAACGAGCGGCUCAGUAUGUGAAGGAACAUGGUUAGAGGGGCUGUGUCCACCCUCAGAGAAUGGGUGUACCAUCAUGUAA